This is a messenger RNA of Haliaeetus leucocephalus (bald eagle), 9809 nucleotides long. It is a transcript of the gene PRRC2B, whose product is annotated as proline-rich coiled-coil 2B. The transcript is spliced from 34 exons. The coding region runs from base 974 to 7717 and encodes 2247 amino acids. The record is from RefSeq and is a predicted model, not a curated record. NCBI's taxonomy places the organism in Eukaryota, Metazoa, Chordata, Aves, Accipitriformes, Accipitridae. Gene Ontology annotation, biological process: cell differentiation.
AAGGGGUGCAGCGAGGGUUAACGGUCAGCAUGUGAUAUCGCAUGGCACCUAUUUCUUGCUCACCCUUUAAUCUGGACUUGGUGUGGGAAGCAGUAAGAUGCUAACACAUCCAUAAAGGUAAAUAGGAUUUGAGAGCUAUCGGGCUAAUUGAAAUGAACGGGGCUCGGCUGCUCAGAAGGCCUGAUACAACGAAAUGAGACCUCUCCGGGGACACAGAAGUCGAGCAAAGCUUCAGCACUUCACUUAUUUCAGCCACUGCAAAUGGCAGCUACAGCAAUAGCAAUUGCAGACGCCGGGGUUUGAGCACUGUGACAGCAGAGAGGCCAGGGAAAACCUGCAUGGCCAGCGUGAUGUCCGUAACAGCUGCUGAGGAGGGGGCUCUCCCCCUCUUUUCCCAUCCCCUCCAGCUUUCUUGCCCCCAUUUCCCAUCCCCUCCUCUCCCCCCUGUCCUCCUACGUCUUUGCCCUGCAGCAGGUAAAGGGUUUUAGCCCACUGUACCAGGCAAAACCCCACUCUCACGCGGCGGAACGUCUACUCGACGCCUUGGCCUCCUCUCCGAGUACCAGUGGUACGUGUGGGACCACCACACAGCAGGAUUCGCACGCUGGCUGGGCUGUGAUCAUCCCAUCACAGAUCAAAGCCAUCCUUCUCAGGGACAGCGAGAGCCUGCUUGCUUACAGCAGGGGUUGCAGUUCUACCAGAAUCACUUAUUCUCAUCAGCUUCAUUGCGUUCGGAAGCAGCUGAUGGUUCCCUUUGGCGGGGUGAAGCGAGAUAUUUUUGAACUGUGAAACAACAGCUGUCUCACAACACAUGGAGCGGAGGAAUCAGAUGGCUGUGAUUGAAGGUUGGAACUGUGAACCCGAAUGUGUCCAUGAACUUACAUUCCUGCCACAUCUGUGGUUAUUACAAGGGUUUCAAGGUAGAUCGGGAGCGGCGCAGAGAAAUUUCCUUACUAGAUGACAUUUCAUCGCAAUGUCCGAUCGUUUGGGGCAAAUAACCAAGGGAAAGGAUGGGAAAAGCAAGUACUCGACUCUCAGCCUGUUUGAUAAGUAUAAAGGAAAGUCAAUAGAAGCUAUCAGAACUACAGUUAUUCCUAGACAUGGCUUACAGAGUCUUGGGAAAGUUGCUGCUGCCCGGCGCAUGCCACCUCCUGCAAACUUGCCUAGCUUGAAGUCUGAGAACAAAGGAAACGACCCCAACAUCAUUAUAGUACCCAAGGACGGUACAGGAUGGGCAAACAAGCAGGAUCAGCCAGACCAAAAGAGUUCCAGUGCGACAGCUGCACAGCUGCAGGAGUCGCUGCCGCAGCAGGGUUUGCAGAAAUCUGUCUCCAAUUUACAGAAGCCGACACAGUCAAUCAGUCAGGAGAGUACAAAUUCAGUGCCAGGUGGACCAAAGUCAUGGGCACAGCUGAAUGGAAAGCCAGCAGGACAAGAAGGUGGUUCAAGGGCCUCAAGCCGACUGUUAUCCUUCUCUCCCGAGGAAUUUCCGACGCUGAAAGCAGCUGGCGAGCAGGACAAGGUUGGCAAAGAAAAGGGCGCCUUAGAUCCGUCGUAUGGGCCAGGACCAAGCCUCCGCCCCCAGAAUGUCACCAGUUGGAGGGAGGGCGGUGGGAGGAACAUAACCUCUGCCACAUCUCUGACCGCCUCCCCUGCUGAGCUGGGCAGCAAGACCUCUAGCACUGGAGACGGAGCCCCCUCCUCAGUGAGUGCCAGCGAUCCGAAGGAGCCGUCUCUCCGCCCAGCUCAGCCUGUCCGCAAAGGGGCUUCACAGUUCAUGGGAAAUGUCUACCAACCACCUACGUACCAUGACAUGCUACCUGCUUUUAUGUGUCCACAACAGCCAUCUGAGACCCCUGCAUCGCUGGACCGAGGGUCUUUCCCCCUUCCUCAGCUUCGCCUUGAGCCCCGGGUACCUUUCAGACAAUACCAGAUGAAUGACCAGGAUGGAAAAGAGAACAGGCUCAGCCUGUCUCGCCCAACACGUCCAGUUCGGCAGCAAGUAGAGAGAGCACCUCGGCCCACCAUUAUCAAUGCAGAGAACCUAAAGGGGCUGGAUGAACUAGACACUGAUGCGGAUGAUGGAUGGGCAGGCAUUCAUGAUGAAGUGGAUUACUCUGAGAAACUAAAGUUUAGUGAAGAUGAGGAAGAAGAAGAAACUCUUAAAGAUGGACGACAGAAGUGGAACAGCUGGGAUCCCAGAAGGCAACGACAGUUGUCCCUGAGCUCUGCAGACAGUGCAGAUGUCAAACACACCUUGGAGGAAGGAAAGAAUUGGGGCGACUCAGUUGGCUUGUCCCGGUCAGUCCGGAAAGUGCAGGAUUCACAGCAGCCGCCGAGGAAGCUGAAUGGCUGGAGCUCUGCAUCUGAAUACCAGAAGCCCACACUGGGAAGUAUCCUCAGACAGCAGUCCCUCGAGGAUAAAGAAGAAAAGGUGCCACUGAGACAGAAGUUUGUGCACUCUGAGAUCUCAGAGGCUGUCGAGAGAGCCAGGAGGCGACGGGAGGAGGAGGAGCGGCGAGCCAGGGAGGAGCGUCUGGCAGCCUGUGCUGCAAAGCUGAAACAACUUGAUCAGAAAUGCAAACUGGCUCAGAAGAAUGGGGAGACCCAGAAACACACUGAGAAUGAAGACCUGCGACCCCCAAGCACAGAGAAAAAUGCUGUGCAAGAGAAUGGUCAUGCUUUCUGUAGAGCAACCCCUGAGUUUCACACACAGGAUGUCUCUGUUGGCUACCUGGAAGAGGAGACUCCAGCUCCAGCAGCAGCAGCCCAAAGCAGCAGUGAGGAGGAGCUCAGAGAAGUUCCCUCCCCAGCACUGGAAUUCAACAAAUACCAGAAAUCUCUUCCCCCACGAUUCCAGAGGCAGCAGCAGCAACAGCAGCAGGAGCAGCUGUACAAGAUGCAGCACUGGCAGCAGCAGCAAGUCUAUCCUCCCCCAUCCCAUUCCCAUCCCCAACGGACGUUCUACCCGCCGCACCCCCAGAUGCUUGGCUUUGAUCCUCGGUGGAUGAUGAUGCCCUCUUAUAUGGACCCUCGCAUGGCCCAGAGUCGCACCCCUGUAGAUUUCUACCCUUCAGCCCUUCACCCUUCAGGAAUUAUGAAGCCCAUGAUUCAGCAGGACACCAUUGGUGGGAGCAGCUGUCGGUCUGAAGAUCAGAACUGUCAGGCAGGGCAGGCAGAAAGGAAAACUGCUCCCUUGGACCCUGUGCCAGUGUGGGGCCAGGAGAGCUACACAUCUCUGCAAAGCAAAGGGUACUCCCUGUCACAUCAAAAACAGGCUGACAACAUGACCAUGGAGGGGCUGCAUGCCAGGAAUGACAGUUACUCUGCUUCUCCUGGAAGGCCAGAGAGUCUGAGCACCCAGCGAGAUCUCUUUGAAGAGAGAGGGGAGGAGUACUUGAAUGCUUUUGACAAGAAGGCCCAGGCAGACUUUGACAGCUGUCUGUCUUCUCAAAGGAUAGGCCAAGAUCUCUUGUUUCAGCAUCAGGAGACUGUGCAGGAAACCUGUCCUGCUGGCAACCGCCAUGCAAACUUGAGGUGUUCGCCCCUAGAACCUGAUUUUAUCCAAGCAGAGAAGAAGCCUGAAUAUAAUGGCUGGGAUAUCAGCCACCAUCAGAAACCUGCAGAGACUGCAGCAGAAGUUGCUGAGGAAGUGUCCAGGGAUGAGCAGUCAUUCAGUGCUGACCCGUGGAAGAAAGAAGGAGCUAAUACCAAACAGCCCACUGAAGAGACAACAGAGUGGGCUCCUGAGAACCGGAACACCAGUGGUCAGCACCAGGAGCAAAUGGGGAGGACGCGACGAUCAGGCCCAAUUAAAAAACCAGUCCUGAAAGCCCUCAAAGUGGAAGAGAAAGAGAAGGAGAUGGAGAAGGUUAAACUGGAGGGAGAGGACACCUCACGCCCACUGAAGGAGAAGGCAGCAGUUCAGAGAGUAGAAAAUGAGUCAGAUGAUUCUGCAGCCUUACUGAACUCCACGCGUUACCUGCUGGAUGACAAAGGUUCUUCCCAAACCACCCUUGCCCGAGAGGCUGAGAAGUCCCAGGAGGAAGAGGAGGAAGAAGAGGAGGAAGAGAAGCCAGAAAGAACCUGGGAGAACAAAUUGUCCAGAGAGUCUGGUGAUCUCCCUCCCACAAAAAGAAACAACUGGAUCUUCAUUGAUGAGGAACAAGCCUUUGGUGGGAGAGGCCAAGGGCGUGGGCGAGGGAGAGGCUUCAGAGAGUUCACUUUCCGAGGCCGAGGCACUGUUGUGGGUAGCCGGGGAGUCUAUAACAACCAGCGGAGCAGCCGAGGGCGAGGGCUUCGGGAGUUCAACCAGCCAGAGGACUUCCCUAGAGGCAAGCCAAGGCGCCGGAUUGCAAGCGAGACACACAGUGAAGGGUCAGAAUACGAGGAGCUCCCCAAGCGUCGCCGGCAGAGGGGCUCAGAAAACAGCAAUGAAGGCUCUGUGCUGGACAGGGAGGACAGUGAUUUGAAAAAGGGAGACUUCAAAGAGUCUUGGAGGUCCAACAAAAUCUAUUCAGAUGACCACAGUAGUCUGGAUCCUAAGAUGAGGGCUCCAAGAGCUUUUGGGAGAUCACUGCCGCCAAGACUGAGCAACUCUGGCUAUGGGCGAAGGAGUUUCAUGGGUAAGGAGCCCAGCCAGUGGCAAAGCAGGAGUGGGGGAGCAGGGUGGCAGGAGUACAGCCACGCCUCUCCAUCAGACACUUUUGGGAGCAGGCAGCAGUCUGACAGGGACUACAUUCAGGAUUCUUAUAAACAUGUGGACUCCUUCUCCAGCCGGGUUUUUGAUGAGAGUCAUCUGGAUGACAAAAGGCACUUUUUCCAGGAGGAUUACUCAGCUGAUCAGGAGAACAUAGAGAACAGGCCAUUCAGGAGGCGGCGUCCCCCCCGCCAAGACAAGCCCCCACGAUUCAGGCGCCUCAGGCAAGAGAGGGAAUCGGUCGGCCAGUGGAACCCCGAAGAGGGAAGCCCCAACCUGCUGCCCAGCCAGUGGCCUGGAAGACCCAAGUUGACCACUGCAGAGAAGAGCAGCAUCUCGGGCAGACGGUCUCCUGAGCUGUCCUACCAGAACUCAUCAGACCAUGCCAACGAGGAGUGGGAGACAGCAUCUGAAAGCAGUGACUUCAGCGAGCGGCGGGAGAGGCGAGAUGGAGUUUCAGAGAGUGAAGGCCAGCUGGAGGGUGGCCUCGGGAGUGGGAGCUUGGGAGAGAAGAGGGAGCUAGCGAAGCGGAGCUUCUCAAGCCAAAGGCCACUUGUCGACAGGCAGAGCCGCAAGGCCGAGCCAGCAGGGUUUGCAGAGCAGUCUGUCAGGACUGGUGUAGGAACAGCUUCCAGAUACGAGAGCCAGCAGAAUGGGACACUGAUAAAAAGCAAAAGGUCUCCAGAAGAAGGAGGUGGCCUUGGCAACACCAGUGGUGGGAGCAGCCACUCUAUUUACAGCUUGGAUAGGACCUCCCAUGCAAACUCAGAAAGUGCUGAGGGUCCAGGUAAAAAGCCAGAGAAGGAGCCCAAAUCCACUGCGCAAAGAGCAAGUGAGAAGGGAGAGGCCUUGUCACAGUUCGAACUGAGUUAUGGAAGUACCAUCAUUGAUAAUCGGGUGUCGAACACAGCAGAAGAGAAUGAAGUAGGUUCUAUGGCAGGUGAAGGCUUCAUUGAGGUUCUUACUAAAAAGCAGCGUCGCUUGCUGGAAGAGGAGCGAAGGAAGAAGGAACAGGCUGCUCAGGCACCAGCUAAGGCCCGCGUCCUUCAGUCUCGCAUCCCUCCUCGAUUUGCUAAGAAACAGAACAGCUUGUGCUUGGAGCAAAGUGAUGUAACAGUGUCUGGAAACAGCCUGGGCACAGAGAUCUGGGAGAGCAACAGCCCAGCUCUUUCCGUUCAGUCUCCUGGCAGUGAUUCCUGGAGCAAGCCUGUAAAUACCUUUAAUGGUACUGAAUCUAGCGCCACUGAGCAGGGUUUUAAAGGCAGCCAGGGGGAUAGUGGCAUUGACUUGAGCGCGGAGUCUCGGGAAUCCUCCGCUACCUCCUCUCAGCGCAGUUCUCCAUAUGGCACCCUCAAACCAGAGGAGAUGAAUGGGGCUGGCCUGGUGGACCCAAAGCCUGACUGCCAGAAGGAGCAAGUGCAGAAGCAAUCUGAUAAAAAGGAUUCAGAUCAAGGCUCAGGACAGAACAAGGAACACAAGCCUGGACCAAUCGGCAACGAACGCUCCCUGAAAAACAGAAAGGGUUCGGAGGGAACGGAACGGCUGGAAGGGAAUAUUCCCCCUGUUAACGGGGUGGAAAUUCACGUGGAUUCUGUACUUCCUGUGCCACCCAUUGAAUUUGGAGUAAAUCCUAAAGACUCUGACUUCAGCUUGCCGCCUGGUUCUGCCUCUGGCACUGCAGCUAACCCUGUCACCAAAUUGCAGGAUGCCUUGGCCAGUAAUGCAGGGUUAACGCAGUCCAUUCCCAUUCUGCGAAGAGAUCAUCACCUCCAGCGGUGCAUUGGCCUGAACCCAAUGUCCUUCCCCACUGCAGACCUUACUCUUAAGAUGGAGUCUGCUCGUAAAGCUUGGGAAAACUCUCCUAGUUUACCAGAACAGAACUCCCCAGGAGGCGCAGGCUCAGGCAUCCAGCCUCCUUCCAGCGUUGGAGCUUCCAACGGUGUCAGCUACAGCUCUUUUGGUGGAGUUUCUAUGCCGCCUAUGCCUGUGGCGUCCGUAGCACCUUCUGCAUCUAUUCCAGGUAACCAUAUUCCACCCCUAUAUCUGGAUGGCCAUGUGUUUGCAAGUCAGCCUCGCCUGGUCCCUCAGACGAUACCUCAGCAGCAAAGCUACCAACAGGCUGCUGCUGCUCAACAGAUUCCCAUUUCCCUCCACACAUCCUUACAGGCCCAAGCUCAGCUUGGGUUGAGGGGUGGUCUGCCUGUUUCCCAGUCCCAGGAGAUGUACAGCUCCAUACAGCCCUUCAGGUCUCAGGUGUAUAUGCACCCCAGUCUGUCUCAACCCAGCACCAUGGUCCUGACAGGAGGCACUGCUCUGAAGCCUCCGUAUUCCGCCUUCCCAGGCAUGCAGCCCUUGGAGGUGGUAAAAACCCAGUCUGGGUCCCCCUAUCAGCCCAUGAAUGGAAGCCAGACACUGGUUUAUGAAGGCCAGAUAAACCAGGCAGCUGGUAUGGGAGCCUCGCAGAUGAUGGACUCUCAGCUUACGCAGCUAACAAUGCCUGUGCCUGGCUCCCAGCUUCCUCUGCCCCGCUAUGGCUCUGGCCAGCAGCCCCUGAUUCUACCACAGUCCAUCCAGCUUCCUCAGGGGCAAAACCUGCCUGUAGGAGCUCCCCGAAGAAUCCUCCCUCCUGGAUCCCAGCCUUCUGUUCUUGCUACCAGCAGGGAGUCCUCCCAAAUGGAAAUGAAAGGGUUUCAUUUCUCCGAUGGUAAACAGAAUAUGUCCUCCGGAGGGUCUGUACCAUCACCACAUACGUACAGAAUUUACUCCAUGAAUAUUGUCGACUCUUCGAUUUCCAGGCCUAGCUCUGCCAGCCCAAGUGGGAAGCCAUCUGGACCAGCAGUUAGUAUGGGCUCUGUGCAAGGACACUAUGUUCAACAGGCAAAGCAGCGGGUGGAUGAAAAUAAAGCCAAUUUGGGAGCAGUAAAGCUGCAAGAAACAGCCUCCACAAACCAGAUGAAGCCAGUGCGCACAGGAGCAAUCAAACCUCAGGCAGUCAAAGUGGAGGAAAGCAAGGCCUAGGAACACCUCUGAUGCCCAGCUGAUCCUGCUGCCUGAGAGGCCCCGCAGCUUAGACUGGACCCCACUGGAUCUCCUGAAAAUCUCACCAGAUCUACUCCCUGCCCCACAUUGACUGACUACAGCAACAUCAUCCAAGCCCCUCUCCCAACAAAGCAGUUUGAAACAGUGCAUAUGACAUUGACCUGCUUGCUUUAAAACCAACCAACCAUGUGACUUUGAAGUGGGCGGGAGCCAUUUUUUUUUUUUUUUAUCCCCCCCCACCCCACCCCAUGCCCCAUCCACAGGUAGCUGUGAUUGCUCACUUGGCAAAGCCCAUCCUUCUCCUUCCCUACUUCUGUCUCAGCAGAGUGGCAACUGGGGGAGAGGGGUUAGUUUGAGGUUUUUCAUUUUAAAGGCAGCUGAGGUUUUUACAAAAAAAGCUAUAUCUUUGUUUAUAGCAGAACUUUUAUAUGUUCUCUCAUUUUUCCCACCCUUCUUUCUGCUUUCCUUAUUCCUUCCAGAAAAGAAUUCCCUUCAGCUAAAAUUAUGUUCUGACAAAACUAUGCUUAGUUUUAUAUAUGGUUCUGUGCUAUGUUGAGAAUCAUGGCUCUUCUAAAUUGAGUUUGUUUGGGUAUAUGUUACCCAGAUGAUUUAGCCUUUCAGAUUAUUUGGUUUUGAAAAACCAGGACAGUUACGGCAUUUGUUAAAUUUUCAGUAUUUUUGUUUUAAGCUAGAAGCAGUGCUUGCGUUAGAAGUAAAUGUAUACUAAAGGUAUAUAGUAGAUCAGUGCAUUAAUCUUGAAACUUGCACCACUUUAAUUGUAGCUUUGGGGUGCCUUGUGCACAACAAAAUGUGGCAUUUUUGUUUUAAGGAAGAAAAAACCCCACCAAAUUUCUCUUGCAAACUCAUCUGGAUCUAGGGGUUGUUUUUGUGGGUUUGGGAUUUUUUAGUGACUGCCAAACACACACCAAAAUGUAAAUCAUAGAUUUACGAAAUGUAAAAUCUGUUAAGAAAAAUUCUCCUCACCACACAUGGGUCAGAAGAGUUGGCUAGAGCCAACGGGUCUGUAUGGACUACUUAUUGUAGUUGUGAUGCUCUCUCUUAUGCUCCCUACCUUGGCCGCUCUAAUUCUUCAUGUCUCCUGAGACUUACUCUAUAUUGUGUUCAUCCCUUGGGGCUGCUCUCCUAAGCUUUGCUCUUCUCCCUUUUCCCUAAGUCUUGCUUUCUGUUCCUCUGACUCAUGGCCUUUUGUAAAAUUUGCAUAGAAAUGCAUCAGUAAGGGACCCCCUCUGCAAGACCGCCGUUUUAGCACUUGGAACCUCCUUUUUUGUGUCGGAAGCGCAUGGUUACAGAGGCAGUUUGGAAUUGUCCUUCUACUCUCCUUCCCCAGAUGAACAGCAAAGGGUUCUUUACUUUUGAUGCAGUUGCAUAUCGUGUGUACGCAGUAUUGUCACCUCACAAUUACUCACCAGUAUUUGAUGAUCUAUGAAAGGAAGGUCCCAGUGGGAGGGGGUUGGGUUUUAUUUCUUUGGUGGUUUGGUUUUGGUUUAUGUGUGUGCGUGUGUGUGUGUGUGUGCGUGUGUAUGUAGAUUUUUAGGAUGGACUUACAAGUUCUGAAAGUGCUUGGAGUCCUUCAGCUGACGGUAGUCUUAAGUAAACUCAGCUACUUUCAGCUAACUUGGUUUGUGUUGUUUAGCUCUUUCAAAAUGUAAAGUAGGCUGGUCACUCUGAAGUGGGGGAAAGAAAACUUCAUUUCUGCAGUAGAUGAUAGCUUGCUAACUGGCCGUGCCAUCUGCCUCUGCUAGGUGGCAGCAAGUCAUUUGUUGGUGGUUCCAAAGAAGAUAAUUUUGAACAAAGAAUGUAUUUGGGAAGGGAUCUGAAAGGUGUUCUUGUUUCUUUGUUUGUUGUUCCCCCCCCUUUCUAGGAAAGAUCCUUCAUAACUUUUUAGGGAUGCAUUUGAAGUUUUAAGCUAGGUAUAAAUAAGAAUUUUAUACAGUAGCUUUAAAGAGUUUAGAAACCUAAACUAACUUAGACAUAGUGAUGUCCCCUGUCCACAGGUGUCCCCAUUGACCAUGGCAGAGAAGCCGAAGGGAAAGGGAUAGGAUGGUACUUU